UUUACACAUGUAUUUAGUACUUAGACAUUGUAUUCAGAUAAAACAUUUAUAUGUACUUUACGGUAAUUUUAUUUUACAUAAUGGUAUUUACAUUUUAGUUACAUGUAAGCAAAGCCAGCCAUGUCAACAUCCUUUUAUGCUGCGGAUAACAUAACUGACAGGAAAACUGAAGUUUUUAUUGUUAAGGAAACACCCAAAAGUGAAAUUGAUACAGUGUAUGAAACUGAAAGAUGUGCGAUGUGGAUAGAACAAGGCAGAUACAAGCGGGUGGCCUUACAAUUUCCAGAUGAGUUCCUGGUAGAUUCUGUUGCAGUUGUUGGCAAUCUGGAGGGAAAAUGUGAUGCAGCAUUGUUCAUUCUUGGUGACACUUCAUAUGGAAGCUGCUGUGUGGAUGAGAUUGCAGCUGAACACAAUUUGGCUGAUUGUGUUGUCCACUACGGUCCAGCUUGCCUCAGUCCUAUUUGUAGACUUCCUGUUCUGUACGUGUUUGGUCAAAAACCAUUUGAUGUGGACCACUGUGUAGAAACAUUUAAGGAACUGAUACCAUCCCAGAAGCAGAAAGUUGUGUUGAUGUAUAACACUGUAUAUGCAUAUAAAAUAGAUGUGUUAUUUGAAACACUUAUUAAACUAUACCCAUGUCUGCUCUUGUCAAAGCUAGAGCUGCCAUCAUCUGCACCCCUGGAGACCACACCCUCAGAGCUGAAUAAACACUUGAAUACACGUGACACACCAGCAUGCAAAAUACCCAAGUGUGGGCGGACAGUUCAAUUACCCCCUGAUGAAAAUAUAGACUCGUACAUAGUAUUUUAUAUUGGAAAGGAAUCACCAACAUUAACAAAUCUGAUGAUGAACUUCAACAAGUGUCCUUUCUACACGUACGAUCCGAACACCUCCACUGGUAGAAGAGAGAUUCUGAACAUUAACAAAGCACUGAUGAAGAGGUAUUACAUGGUCGAGAAAGCAAAGGAUGCCGACAUUGUCGGAAUUGUUGUCGGAACGCUAGGUGUUGCCAAUUAUUUACAGCUGAUCAGUAGACUCAAGUUGUUAAUUAAGACUGCAGGAAAGAAGAGUUACAUGUUUGUGGUUGGCAAACUGAAUGUGGCCAAGUUGGCCAAUUUCCCCGAGAUUGAUGUUUUUGUGCUAGUCGCGUGUGCAGAAAACACACUGAUUGAUUCAUCUGAAUUCUAUAAGCCCGUCGUGACUCCGUUUGAGAUGGAGAUUGCUUGUAAUAAGGCAAGACAGUGGACUGGAGAUUACAUUACUGAUUUUCAGGAUAUUUUGCCAGGUUCAGCAGAUUUUGUGGAACUAAAAUCUGCUGGCAGUGAUGAAGAAACUGAAGGUGAUGUUUCCCUGAUCAGUAAUAAAAUCCGUUACUUAGGAAAACACACGGACAUUCCGACGAUCAGUACCGAUGUCCUGCCAAGGAAUGACUCCACCACUGUCAGCACUGUGAAGGCUCAGACUGCAGGUGAAUUUCUAGACAGCAGAUCAUGGAAAGGUCUUGAACAGAAAUUAGGUGAGACACCUGUCAAACUUGCCAGUGAAGGAAGUUUUGGAAUAGCAGCUAGUUAUGACUACGAAAACCUGAAAGAAGCUGCUUGCAAAACGGAAGAUUCCUAAACAGAAGACACAGCAUUUCUUGUAUGAUGUAAUAAAUUAUAAUUUUUUGUUGUCA
Messenger RNA from Gigantopelta aegis, 1675 nucleotides. RefSeq names its product 2-(3-amino-3-carboxypropyl)histidine synthase subunit 2-like. The transcript is spliced from 6 exons. The record is from RefSeq and is a predicted model, not a curated record. Gene Ontology annotation, biological process: protein histidyl modification to diphthamide. Bases 121 to 1620 code for a protein of 499 amino acids. Gene Ontology annotation, molecular function: 2-(3-amino-3-carboxypropyl)histidine synthase activity. NCBI's taxonomy places the organism in Eukaryota, Metazoa, Mollusca, Gastropoda, Neomphalida, Peltospiridae.